This is a messenger RNA of Ochotona princeps (American pika), 6658 nucleotides long. It is a transcript of the gene CUX2, whose product is annotated as cut like homeobox 2. The record is from RefSeq and is a predicted model, not a curated record. NCBI's taxonomy places the organism in Eukaryota, Metazoa, Chordata, Mammalia, Lagomorpha, Ochotonidae. The transcript has 22 exons. The coding region runs from base 157 to 4656 and encodes 1499 amino acids. Gene Ontology annotation, biological process: regulation of DNA-templated transcription. Gene Ontology annotation, molecular function: DNA-binding transcription factor activity, RNA polymerase II-specific; DNA binding.
GGAGGCUGGGGGCGCCCGAGCGGCCCCGGGCGGCUGCGCGCAGGGCCCGGGCGGCCAGAAGCGGCCCCGGGGCUGGGGGAGUCCAGCCCGGAUAUUGAGUGCAGCCAUUGAGAAAAGCCAAACUCUUGUGUGUGUGCGUCUCGAAUAGCCCCCAAGAUGGCCGCCAAUGUGGGAUCGAUGUUUCAAUAUUGGAAGCGAUUUGAUCUACGGCGACUCCAGAAGGAGCUUAAUUCCGUUGCUUCUGAGCUGUCUGCGCGGCAGGAGGAGAGUGAACAUUCUCAUAAACAUUUAAUUGAACUCCGCCGGGAAUUUAAGAAAAAUGUACCUGAGGAAAUCAGAGAGAUGGUGGCUCCUGUACUAAAAAGCUUCCAAGCUGAGGUGGUGGCCCUUAGUAAGAGAAGUCAAGAGGCGGAGGCCGCUUUUCUGAGUGUUUACAAGCAGUUAAUUGAAGCACCAGAACCUGUGCCUGUAUUUGAAGCGCCGCGUGGCCCAGAGGACAGACUGCAGUCCCCUAGCUUCGACUCCAGCGGGCAGCCCCGGCGAGAUCUCCACAGCUCGUGGAAGAGGCACCCGGAGCUCCUUGGACCCAAAGAGCAGAGAGAGAGGACGUCCCCUGCCGGGCCCACGCUGACCGAGGGGAGCCACCUCCCUGGCCUUCCUGGCAAAGCCCUCCUGACAGAAACCUUGCUGCAAAGAAAUGAGACGGAGAAACAGAAGGGCCUUCAAGAAGUGCAGAUCACUCUGGCAGCCCGACUGGGGGAGGCGGAGGAGAAAAUCCGUGUCCUGCAUUCAGCGCUAAAGGCCACCCAAACAGAGCUCCUGGAGCUGCGGCGGAAGUACGACGAGGAGGCAGCGUCCAAGGCAGAUGAAGUCGGCCUGAUCAUGACCAACCUGGAGAAAGCAAAUCAGCGAGCCGAGGCUGCCCAGCGCGAGGUGGAGAGUCUUCGAGAACAGCUGGCCUCCGUCAACAGUUCCAUCCGCCUAGCCUGCUGCUCCCCCCAGGGACCCGGCGGGGACAAAGUGAACUUCCCACUGUGCUCUGGUCCGCGGCUGGAGGCCGCACUUGCCUCCAAAGACCGGGAGAUCGUGCGGCUGCUCAAGGACGUGCAGCAGCUCCAGAACUCGCUGCAAGAGCUGGAGGAGGCCUCUGCCAGUCAGAUUGCUGACCUGGAGCGGCAACUCACAGCCAAGGCCGAGGCCAUCCAGAAACUGGAAGAGAAGCUCCAGGCACAGUCAGACUAUGAAGAAAUUAAGACAGAACUGAGCAUCCUGAAAGCCAUGAAGCUGGCCUCCAGCACCUGCAGCCUCCCCCAGGGCCUGGCCAAGCCUGAGGACUCACUGCUCAUAGCAAAGGAGGCCUUCUUCCCUGCGCAGAAAUUCCUUCUGGAAAAGCCCAGUCUCUUGGCCAGCCCUGAGGAGGACCCUUCAGAGGACAACUCCAUCAAGGACUCGCUGGGCCCAGAGCCGGCCUUCCCCUCCCCUCCACAGCUCCCCCCACCCCCAGGCCCGGAAGACCCCCUGUCGCCCAGCCCUGGGCAGCCCCUGAUGGGGCCUGGCCUGGGAUCUGAUGGCCCUAGGACUUUCUCGAUGUCCCCCUUCCCCAGCCUGGCCUCGGGGGAGAGACUGGCCGGGGACUUGCUACUGUCCAAGCACAUGAUACCCCCGGCCACCUUCAAGGGAGAGGCAGGUGGCCUGCUGGUGUUCCCACCAGCCUUCUACAGCACCAAGCCCCCCACUGCCCCCACCACCCCAGCCCCCGGCCUGGAGCCACCCGGAGCCGCAGAGCCAGCGGAUGGGGGCGGCACGGCAGGGACAGAGGAGGAGCAGCUGGACACGGCAGAGAUCGCCUUCCAGGUGAAGGAGCAGCUGUUGAAGCAUAACAUCGGCCAGCGUGUGUUCGGCCACUACGUGCUGGGGCUGUCACAGGGCUCGGUCAGCGAGAUCCUGGCCCGGCCCAAGCCCUGGCGCAAGCUCACGGUGAAGGGCAAGGAGCCCUUCAUCAAGAUGAAGCAGUUCCUGUCAGACGAGCAGAACGUGCUGGCCCUAAGGACCAUCCAGGUGCGGCAGCGAGGCAGCAUCACCCCAAGGAUCCGCACGCCGGAGACGGGCUCAGAUGAUGCCAUCAAGAGCAUCCUGGAGCAGGCCAAGAAGGAAAUUGAAUCCCAGAAGGGGGGUGAGCCCAAGAACUCCACGUCCCCAUUGGGUGUCACCAACAGCUCAGCCGCCACCAGCACCUCGGAGGACGCCAUCAAGAAUAUCCUGGAACAGGCACGCCGCGAGAUGCAGGCCCAGCAGCAGGCCCUGCUGGAGAUGGAGGCGGGCCCCCGGGGCCGCUCCUUGCCGCCCUCUCCCCCAGAGCGGCCCUCGCUGGCCGCCGUAAGCCAGAACGGGGCCCCAGCCUACGUCAAGCAGGAGGACGGCGGCAGUGGUGGCAGCGGUGGGGGUAGCAGUGGCAGUGCCAUGCCAGCCUCACUCACCGUGCUGUCCCCCGCCGCCUUCGUGCAGAGCAUCAUCCGCAAGGUCAAGUCGGAGAUUGGCGACGCCGGCUACUUCGAGCACCACUGGGCCUCGGACCGCGGCCUGCUCAGCCGCCCAUUUCCCUCCGUCUCACCCUCACUCUCCUCCUCCUCCAGCUAUUCCAGCCAGCCCAAUGGGAGGGCCUGGCCCCGUGGGGACGAAGUGACCGUGGCCCCUGAGGACGAGGCUGCCACGGGUGAAGACGAGCCCCCCCGGGUGGGCGAGCUCAAGUCUGAGGGGGCUGUGGCCGAAGCGGGCGGCGGCGGGCGGCUGGCCUAUUACCCAGCCUAUGUGCCUCGCACCCUGAAGCCCACCGUGCCACCCCUGACCCCCGAGCAGUACGAGCUGUACAUGUACCGCGAGGUGGACACGCUGGAGCUGACGCGCCAGGUCAAGGAGAAGUUGGCCAAGAACGGCAUCUGCCAGCGGAUCUUCGGGGAGAAGGUUCUAGGUCUGUCACAGGGCAGCGUGAGCGACAUGUUGUCACGGCCCAAGCCAUGGAGCAAGCUGACACAGAAGGGGCGUGAACCCUUUAUCCGCAUGCAGCUAUGGCUCUCGGACCAGCUGGGCCAGGCCGUGGGCCAGCAGCCCAGUGCCUCCCAGGCAAGCCCCGCUGAGCCCAGGUCCUCACCAUCGCCACCCGCUAGCCCCAUGGCACCUGAGAAGAGCUCCCAGGAGCCCUGGAGCCUGUCCCUGGAGAGCAGUAAGGAGAACCAGCAGCCCGAGGGCCGUUCUGGCUCCUCCACCGGCGGGAAGGUGUCCUCGGGAAGCCAGGCCAUGGGAGGCAUCCAGGAGAUUGUGGCCAUGUCUCCGGAGCUGGACACCUACUCCAUCACCAAGAGGGUCAAGGAGGUCCUCACAGACAACAACCUAGGACAGCGGCUGUUUGGGGAGAGCAUCUUAGGCCUGACCCAGGGCUCCGUGUCUGACCUGCUGUCCCGGCCCAAACCCUGGCACAAGCUGAGCCUGAAAGGGCGCGAGCCCUUUGUCCGCAUGCAGCUCUGGCUCAGUGACCCCCACAACGUGGAAAAGCUGAGAGACAUGAAGAAGCUGGAGAAGAAAGCCUACUUGAAGCGCCGCUAUGGCCUCGUCAGUACUGGCUCGGACAGCGAGUCACCAGCAGCGCGUUCUGAGUGCCCAAGCCCGUGCCUGCAGCCCCAGGACGCGAGCCUGCUGCAGAUGAAGAAACCGCGUGUGGUGCUGGCACCUGAGGAGAAGGAGGCGCUGCGCAAGGCCUACCAGCUGGAGCCCUACCCCUCGCAGCAGACCAUCGAGCUCCUCUCCCUCCAGCUCAACCUCAAGACCAACACCGUCAUCAACUGGUUCCACAACUACAGGUCCCGGAUGCGCCGGGAGAUGUUGGUGGAGGGGACCCUGGACGAGCCAGACCUCGACCCAAGUGGGGGUCCUGGCAUCCUACCACCAGGCCACUCCCACCUGGACCCCACCCCACAGAGCCCCAAUUCUGAGACUGAGGAUCAGAAGCCACCUGUGAAGGAGCUGGAGCUUCCAGAGAGCUCUGAAGACAGCAUCACAUCCCUGACCACCCAGGACAAGGCCCAUGUGACGAUUAAGCAAGAACAAAUGGAGGAGGAUGCUGAGGAAGAGCUAGACGGCCAGCCCCCAGAUGUAGGGGAGCUGGACAAAGACCUGGGUUCCCCCAGAGAGGAGUGCCUCAGCACCCCAGAUAAUGAUGGACUCCCAGAAGUGGCCUCAGGGCCCCUCCUUCCAGAUGCCACCAUUCCAGACUGUCCCUCACCACACCUGCAACAGGAGACCGAGGCUGGGGAGCGGCUUCACCCAGAACCCUUGAGUUUCAAGUCGGCCUCGGAGUCCUCGCACUGCAGUCUUGAGGUGUCACUGAACUCGCCCUCAGUGGCCUCCUCGCCAGGCCUUACGAUGUCUUUGUCACCUGUGCCCUCCUCCUCAGCCCCUAUCUCCCCAUCCCCACCUGGCGCGCCCCCUGCCAAAGUGCCCAGUGCCAGCCCCACUGCCGACACAGCUGGAGCCUUGCACCCCAGCACCAAGGUGAAUCCCAAUUUGCAGCGGCGGCAUGAAAAAAUGGCUAACCUGAACAGCAUCAUCUACCGGCUGGAGAGGGCUGCCAACAGAGAGGAGGCCCUGGAAUGGGAAUUCUGAAGGCAGGAGUGAGGGCAAAGAGACAGGCACAUUAUUAUGGUCACCUCCCUUCUUGUUCUCUCAUGUCCUGGUAGAGUGGAGCUGAGAGAAAGGAAUCCAGCCUUCAAAAUGUGGACAGCAAUGUUAUGCCGUUUAUGUUUUUUGUUGUAUCCUAAUUCCAUGAAGUUGUGAGAAAGCCAGUGGGGCACAUGCUGUGGCCUCCUUUUGCGGCACCCUCAGCUGUGGUGGGGGUUUAGGAGGUGCACCAGGAAUCCUGCCCAUCUUCUCGUCUCCUCAGCCCUCCAAGGAGGCAGGCACAACUUGGCACCACAUUUUCACCAGAAAUCUCCAAACUCUUUUAGAAAAAUAAAUAUUUAUAGACCUCUUUUAGAUAUUUUAAUAAAAGGAUCCUUUGGAAUUUAUUCCCAGCCGACGCUGUUUUGAUAUUACAGAGAGUUAUAAAAUCAGGAUGCUGUCACAACUGUUGCGAAGUAUACCUGGAAGUUGUGUCGUUUUUUGCCACGAGAUGAGAUUAAAGAAGACAAUUGUUCAAAGCCAUCACAAGACGCUAAGAGACUGACCAAAACUGAGAUACCCUUGGAACUGUGAUUCUUGCCCACACCUAUCUGUGACACACAGCACAUAGCCACUGCCCAGACAGAACCCAUGCUGGUAGGACAAAGUCCAAAAGACUCUAAACAGGAAUCACAGUGCUGUCCAAGAUGCACUUCCUCCCAGCAGGCUCUGUGGCCACCUCAGUCACACGGAGCAUCCAACCCUGCCCCAGAUGUUCUGGACAUGGUGUGGCCCACAAGGAACCAUUAACACUCCCAAGUCAGAGCCCCGUGGCCUCACAAUGACCUGUGGUUCUGGAUCUUCUGGAAAAGCUGGGCACUGGGGCAAGUGCUUAGAAAGCCCAUCCCCUGACCUGCACCUUGGCCAUAACCUGGGACGCAUUCCCACUGGUGUCUGGAUGUGAGCAUCCCAGAGCAAGACUGGGGCCACCCUGCCCCACGUUACCCUGUCAUUCCACGUGCACUGAAGCUCGACUCGCCUCACAGCACCAAAAGAUGGAUGGAUUCUUCAGAGUAGAGUCCCACCUCCCUUCUCCUCCGCUGACGCUGGCGCUGUGCCUGGAGAGCACCUGCAGCCCAGAUGCCAAUUCCCAAGCAGCCACCUGCCCCUCACGUGACCUGCAUGGGCACCAAGACCCGCCCUCCCGGCAUCAAGGUCUCCACUGUGGAUGGAGUGGCUGCCCCAUCAGCUGCUAUGCCUCUCUUUCUCUUACUUUCACUUUUAUUUCCUUUUGGAAACCCUCUGGGAAGACUGACCCAGGUGGCUCCCAAGAAGAACAAUGAAAAGGUGAUUGAGCGUGGUGCCCGUCCAGUGUCAGGAGAGUGAGCCGAUGGAGGUGAAGUAGCCCCAAGGGGCCAAGCAAGGACCAUUCCAGAAAUCCCAACUCCCAGCCCCCAGCCCAGGCUGCAGUCCCCGCGCUGACCAGUCAGCAACAGGCCCUGCAGGAGAACCUGCCCCUCCAUGCGCCCAGGCUAUGCAUUGCAGAGUUUUCCACUGUAUACAUUUUUACCCAGAUGAAGGUAUUUUUAUAUUCUGUCAGUAGGAACAGUGAGCAGUUCUCAGAGUGGUCAGGUCUGGAACAAACGAGACACCAUUGCCACCAUAGCAGGUGGUGGGGGGAUUGGGGGGAGACGCAGCACUUUUUAUUCCUGAAACGACCCGGCGUCAGAGCCCUGGCCUCCAUGCUGACAGCACUGCCUGGUUAGCCACAGGGGGCUUUGGUGCAGUGGGAUUUGCUGAAGCACUUAGUCCGGUCUCGAUCACAUGAACCCCGUCGCACUUAAAGCCAGUAGAUCCAUGAACGGCUCUGUCGCAGUCACAUCCCGUAACAGUCAAAAACGAAAGCCCACACCAAACCAUUUCUAUGAGAUUGACAGACUUUGUUUAAAAUUAAAAAAAAAAAAAUGCGUUGUCACCGAGCCGCUAAAUACAGAAUUGUAUAAUACAC